ACUGACGGUCUGUUGAACCAGUCUGGAGGUUUGUUGUUACCCGGAGCUAGCGGCUGGACUCUGCCUCAUUGGUCCGUGGUAGCGGGACUGCCCUCCGGGGUCGCCUCGGGGGAAAAUUAGCAUGUCCUUCAGCGUGUCGCCCGUCUCUCUGCCUCUCGCUGGAGUUUGGGUGUUUACAUGAAAAUUGUCUCAAGUCAAAUGAAGGUGAAGAGCUGCUUCUGCUAACGACACUUUCACGAUGCUCAGUGUUUGUUCGCGCAGCUGAGAGGACUUCUGCUUCAAAGUUUGUCCAAACACCACCACAAUGACAGGUGACAUGAUGGUCUGGAGGGGUCUGACCUGGAUGAAACAGGCAGCCAGCAGAGUUCAGCCCAGCAGCCUGAAUGGGAACCAGAGGGUGGUACACUUCCAUCACGCCACAGGACCAGAAAGGGGGACGCUCAGCAAACAGCCAAAAGUCUGCAUCACAGCCGCCCAGUUUCACCGAUAUUCAUCCCUUGGAGCUUGUUUCAGUACAUGUUUCAUUGGCAGUGUCAGUGGAGGUCAGAGCACGUGCAGUGGAGGAGCCAGCACAAAACGUCCAAAGUACCAGAGGAGCUGGUCGAGCCAGCUGUUCUGUGGACACACAAGAUUAUUUAACCAGGACAACUCCACAGUGGGACGGCUCACUACAGAGGACAUCAAUAAAGAGGGAAACACCAAAAAAACAGCCAUCAAGCAACAUAAACAAGUGCUCAGUGAAAGAGCCAGAGAGAGGAAGGUCCCUGUCACAAGGUUAGGAAGACUGGUGAAUUUUGGAGGACUGGCGGUUGGGCUUGGCUUGGGGGCGAUCGCUGAAGUGGCCAAGAAGAGUUUAAAACCUCAACAACAAGGUGAUAAAAAGUCGAUACUUAACUCCAGUGCCUUCCUCUCUGAAGCCAACGCUGAAAGAAUCGUCCGGACGCUUUGCAAAGUCCGAGGCGCUGCUCUGAAACUCGGACAGAUGCUCAGUAUUCAAGAUGACGCCUUCAUUAACCCUCAGUUGGCCAAAAUCUUUGAGCGAGUUCGACAGAGUGCGGACUUCAUGCCUCCUAAACAGAUGAUGAAAGCCAUCAGCAGUGACCUCGGUCCAAACUGGAGGGAAAAGCUUGAGUACUUCGAGGAGAAGCCAUUUGCAGCAGCGUCCAUCGGUCAAGUGCAUCUGGCCAGACUUAAGGAUGGCAGAGAGGUGGCCAUGAAGAUCCAGUACCCUGGAGUUGCCAAGAGCAUCGACAGUGACGUGAAUAAUAUCAUGACUGCUCUGAGUUUGAGCAACGCGCUGCCUGAAGGUUUGUUUCCAGAACACCUUAUUGAGGUCAUGAGUCGUGAGCUGGCGCUGGAGUGUGAUUACAUAAGAGAGGCAAAGUGUGCCAAAAAAUUCCAAGAUCUGCUGAAGGAUCACCCAUAUUUCUACGUGCCCGAUGUGAUUGAUGAGUUGAGCAGCCAGCACGUCCUCACCACAACGCUGGUGCCUGGUUUCCCUCUGGACCAGGCCACCGACCUCUCUCAGGAACUCAGGAAUGAGAUUUGUGAGCAGAUCCUGAUCUUGUGUCUGAGAGAGCUUUUUGAGUUCAGAUACAUGCAGACUGAUCCAAACUGGUCCAACUUCUUCUUUGAUCCACAGUCUCACAAGGUGGCACUGCUGGACUUUGGAGCUACACGAGGAUUUGACAAGAGCUUUACAGAUGCAUACAUCGAGAUUAUUAAUGCAGCAGCCAAUCAGGACAGAGACGGUGUUCUGCAGAAAUCCAGAGAAAUGAAGUUCCUCACUGGAUUUGAGUCAAAGGCGAUGGAGAACGCCCACGUGGAUGCGGUGAUGAUCCUAGGGGAGGCCUUCUCCUCCUCUGAGCCCUUUGACUUUGGCUCUCAGAGUACCACGGAGCGAAUCCACAGCCUCAUCCCUGUGAUGCUGCGGGAGCGACUCACGCCUCCUCCUGAGGAGACGUACUCUCUCCACCGCAAGAUGGGAGGCUCUUUUCUCAUCUGCUCCAAACUCAAAGCUAAAAUCGCCUGUAAGAAAAUGUUCCUGGAGGCGCACACAAACUACUGGAAGGGCGGACGACCAGAGACGGCACAGUGAGGCUGAAGAGCUGCAUAAAGGGAGUUAAAAACAGAAUUACUGUCCUUGUUUGUUGUAUUUGAACAAUUUAACUCACACAUUCUUACUUGGAAGGAUACCGAUGAGCAAGCUGGGCUGUGUGUUAGGAACAUUUACAUUUCUGUGUGCUUUUUAUUCCAUCACUCAUUGUGAAGAGGACUAAAACGAACAAAUAAUGUGUGAAGAUAACUUGAAACCUAUGUUUGAAUGAAUUGUUGAUGAUUGUGCAGUCUAAUAAUUAUGUCCCUUUAUGUUUGGAAGAGCUGUAUUUCAUCUGACCAGGACAGUCAGCUGAAAUAAAAUGAAUGAUGCAAGAACAUUAGUAAUUUUGUGA
Messenger RNA from Cheilinus undulatus (humphead wrasse), 2450 nucleotides. It is a transcript of the gene coq8ab, whose product is annotated as coenzyme Q8A, genome duplicate b. The coding region runs from base 305 to 2098 and encodes 597 amino acids. Gene Ontology annotation, biological process: ubiquinone biosynthetic process. The record is from RefSeq and is a predicted model, not a curated record. Gene Ontology annotation, cellular component: extrinsic component of mitochondrial inner membrane. NCBI's taxonomy places the organism in Eukaryota, Metazoa, Chordata, Actinopteri, Labriformes, Labridae. The transcript is spliced from 15 exons. Gene Ontology annotation, molecular function: kinase activity.